Molecule: messenger RNA, 1146 nt
Organism: Mucor velutinosus
Lineage: Eukaryota; Fungi; Mucoromycota; Mucoromycetes; Mucorales; Mucoraceae
Exons: 4
Coding region: 1-1146 (381 amino acids)
Biological process (GO): attachment of mitotic spindle microtubules to kinetochore; meiotic sister chromatid segregation
Cellular component (GO): monopolin complex; mitotic spindle; nucleolus
Molecular function (GO): microtubule site clamp; protein binding
Source: RefSeq, a predicted model, not a curated record
AUGGCAGGAGAACCAUCUACGCAUGAUACUCUGGAGAGAAUGACGAGGGACAUGACACACCAGGAAGCUUUGGCGCAGUCCAGAAGAAGGCUAACGUCAAAUGCCAAUAACCGCAUUCAGUUAACGAGGCCCAAAAUGACCCCUCCAAACGACACCAGACACACAAAUAUUGCUCAUCAUGAUCCUGCACUUCUUGGCCGAAAAGAGACGAAGAAUGCAUUGAAUCUGAUCGACAGAUCGCUGGAAAACCUGCCGCCUAUUAGAAGAAGAACUGUGCAAAUCAAAGAAAUUUUAGCCCCUCAAGAGCCUACAGAACUGAUCCACCAUAACAGCAACAUUGUUGGCAACGAGGGAUAUGGCUACAAUAGGAUGGAAAGCAGCAGAAAGAGACUAGCUGCUGAUGUGGACGAUUUUGCACACAUGAAAGAGACAAGAUUACAUGACCCCGUCAACGUCCAUACCAAUGAUUCCUCUUGGGAAUUGCGUCAAUGUCAGGAAGAGCUACGUGAAGCACGAGAACAACUACAGGCGUACAAAGAGCAAUUGGCAGAAAAAACAAUACAGUAUGAAGAAGUGUUGAAUGUCAGGACUUCAGAACCAGAAAAGGCGUUGGAAGAUUUCCAGCAUUGGACUCAGAAUACAGAGGAAGGUUAUCUUGAGUUACGAAAUCAAUUCGAAAUCGUCUGGAACAAGAGCAAAGAAAUGGACCUCGCGUUGGAGGGUGACAGUAAGCAACAACAGCAGGAUGAAACUGCGAAGCUUAGAGAUUUAGUCCGUCAGCUUGAGACUGAAUUAGAGCAAAAGAAUGCAGAGCUAAACGAUCAAAACAAAGUAUCAACAGAGGAUGCACGACAUUUACUUGAUUUAUACACGGAUUUGACGGGUCUUAUCGUCCGAGAUACAAAGACAAACAAAGGUGUCACUUCAUACAAAUGCUUGAUCACUGGAAAGAACGGAGCCCUACAAUUCGCGUUGUCCAUUGGAAGAGGCAGCAACGCCUAUGUGUUCUAUAGCCCGGCAUUGGAUUGUCAUCGAGACUCUAAACUAAUUCAAAAGUUCCCCGCUUUUCUAAAGGAGGAUAUCGAGUUCACAAAAGACAACUUGCACAGCUUUUUCACCACAUUAUCUCAAUUGAUGAACAAGUAG